Messenger RNA from Protopolystoma xenopodis, 363 nucleotides. Lineage: Eukaryota; Metazoa; Platyhelminthes; Monogenea; Polystomatidea; Polystomatidae. The record is from the annotation of a GenBank genome assembly.
ACGGCGUCGGGAAAAGGUAAUACCAUCGCCGCCAGAACCAUCACAAAGUGUCCUGCCGGCGGUCCUAACGACGAAUCUUGCCCAGCGUCGUCUCACUUGGCUGUCCAGGCGAUCGGUACGACUGUUGCCGCUAGACCUUCUCAACUGCCUGAACUGGGCCAGUUUGCAGAGAAGCUUGGAUGUGAGAGAUUCUGUGCAAAUGGCGUCAAGACACAAGAUCCCAGGCAUUCACAACCCAGGGUAUCCCUGGUCGGCCCAGGCCCCAAUCUAGCGGCAGAAAUGAGAAAAGUUGUGGGCAAAGCCGAACGGCUUCUGAAAUCGGUGGGGAAGGCGGUUGUGCUACUCCAAAUCCGCUUGAAGUAA